GUCCUCCUCCAAUAGCGGCCGCCGGCCCUGGCUCAGGAACACCAGGCAGUUGCCUAUUCGAGGCUUAACGAGCAUCCCACAGCCCGGUAAACAGCGCAGAGUAACUGCCUGUUGACGGCAUGUUUUCUCUCGAGCGGGGAACAUGGGUGAGCUAUGAGAAAUGCUGUGCGCGGCUGUGCCGCGGGAAGAACAGGUAUAAAAGCCUGCCGGUUCUGCUGCUGCUACUGCUGCCCAGAGGUAGCUGUCGCUUGUCGCUGCUUGUUCUACGAUUAAGCUUUCAUCAUGGCGCCAAUUACGAGGCUUUUGGCGGCUUUAGGUGCGGUUGCGACAGCGGUGGCGCGAAAGCUGACGCUUGAGGAGAGAGGCAUUCCGAAGGAUCCCACGGGCGUCAUGACGAUUACAUCACCGCAGGGCGCGAGCAUUCGGUUCAAGCAGCCUGGGAAAGUAGGCAUCUGCGAGACGAAAGAGGGCGUGGAUGAUUAUGCGGGGUAUAUCAGCUUGGACGAGACAACGAAUAUGUUCUUCUGGUUCUUUGAGGCGCGGGAGAACCCCAGCGACAAGCCUUUGACCCUUUGGUUGAAUGGCGGUCCGGGCUCUGACUCUUUGAUCGGCCUUUUUCAAGAACAUGGACCUUGCAAUGUCACCGAGAACCUCACGACGCAGUGGAACCCGUACUCGUGGAACGAAGCCUCCAACAUGCUCUACCUCUCACAACCGGUCGGCGUAGGCUUCUCCUACGAAACCACGGAAACCGAUGCGGAGGGUCGCUACUCACUUGUUGAUCCUGAUCGCGCAAACACGACCGAUGCUGCAGCUGUUGGUGCGUGGCAUAUCCUCCAGGCGUUCUUAGAUCUAUCGCCGCAGUUAGAUCCAGACAUCACGAAUUUUACCUUCAAUCUCUGGACGGAGAGUUAUGGAGGUCAUUACGGUCCAGGAUUCUACAACUACUUCUACCAGCAAAACGAGGCGAUCCGCAACGGCUCCGUUCCCGGUGUUGAGCUCCAAAUGGACACGCUCGGUAUAAUUAACGGCAUCAUUGACGAGGAAAUACAAGCACCGUACUACCCCGAGUUUGCCGUAAACAACACUUACGGUAUCAAAUCCAUCAACGACACCGUCUAUACGUUCAUGAAGAUGGCCUACUACGUCCCUGACGGCUGCUACGACCAAAUCCAGUACUGCAAGCAAUCCGAUCGCUCAACGCCGGAAGGCCAGCUCACCUGUUCACAAGCCACCAACCUUUGCCGCUCCAUGGUCGAAGAGCCGUACUAUGCCUACGGCGGCCGUGGUGUUUACGAUAUCCGCCAUCCGUAUGACGAUCCCACACCGCCGGACUACUUCGAGUAUUUUUUGAAUCUGGCUAGCACGCAGGAGGCUCUCGGCGUGAAUAUCAACUAUACGACUACGAACGCACGGAAUGUUUCUGCUGGGUUCGCGAGCACGGGUGACUUCGUGUGGCCAAACUUUAUCGAGGAUCUUGAAGAGAUCCUUGGCUAUGGUGUCCGCGUCUCGCUCAUCUACGGUGAUGCGGACUACAUCUGCAACUGGUUUGGCGGCGAAGCCGUCUCACUCGCCGUCAAUUACACCAACGCUGAGAGCUUCCGCGCCGCGGGCUACGUACCCUUCGUCGUGGACGGCGUUGAGUACGGCGAGGUCCGUGAGUAUGGAAACUUUUCAUUCACGAGGAUCUAUGAGGCUGGGCAUGAGAUCCCGUACUAUCAGCCAGAGGCCAGUCUGGAGAUUUUCAGGAGAACCCUGGAUCAUGUUAUCUUGAGUGACGGGAGUAUGGUGGUGACGGAUGAUUAUGGGACGAAUGGGACGGCGGAGGCGACGCAUACAGAGCCUUUUGUGCCGCUGCCGCCGACAAGUACACCGAGUGUUACGUCGGGCUGAUGAGUGAGGAGUAUUUGGUGUUCUUGGAUGAUGUACGGAAAUGGUAAAGUGCAAUGACUUCAUGGUUCCUUUCAAACACUAAUAAAAGCUAUACUGGCAUGAGACCGCGA
Messenger RNA from Trematosphaeria pertusa, 2003 nucleotides. Its product is annotated as peptidase S10, serine carboxypeptidase. The record is from RefSeq and is a predicted model, not a curated record. Gene Ontology annotation, molecular function: serine-type carboxypeptidase activity. Bases 283 to 1893 code for a protein of 536 amino acids. NCBI's taxonomy places the organism in Eukaryota, Fungi, Ascomycota, Dothideomycetes, Pleosporales, Trematosphaeriaceae. Gene Ontology annotation, cellular component: fungal-type vacuole. Gene Ontology annotation, biological process: proteolysis. The transcript is spliced from 5 exons.